Messenger RNA from Cotesia congregata, 1704 nucleotides. NCBI's taxonomy places the organism in Eukaryota, Metazoa, Arthropoda, Insecta, Hymenoptera, Braconidae. The record is from the annotation of a GenBank genome assembly.
AUGGUCAUGAUGGCUGGCAUGGACGAGCACGAGAGAAAAGUCGUCAUGGAGUUCUGUCAUCUGCUCGAAAAGAGCAAGCAGCUGUUCAACGGGCUGCGCGACCUACCCCAGUACGGGCACAAGCAGUGGCAAGCGUACUUUGGUCGGACUUUUGACAUCUACACCAAGCUCUGGAAGUUCCAACAGCAGCACAGAGCAAUAUUGGACACAAAGUACGGACUGAAGAGAUGGCAGAUAGGAGAAAUCGCGAGCAAAAUUGGACAGCUGUACUAUCACUACUACUUGAGGACAAGCGAGACCUCGUACUUGCACGAGGCGUACUCGUUUUACGCGGCGAUUCGCGGACGUGCUUACUACAGUCGAGCGGCGAAGGAGGACCGGAGCGACCUGAUGGUGAAGAAGCUCCGGUACUACGCGAGGUUCAUCGUCGUGUGUCUGCUGCUGAACAAGAUGAAGCUGGUGCGCGAGUUGGUCCAGGAAUUGGACGCCCAGAUCGCGGACUACGCGAGCACCUACGAACCGGAGGACCAAGUCGAGUGGAACCUGGUCCUCGACGAGAUAAAGGGGUUCGUUAAGGCAGAGUCAGCGGUGGGGGUCCUCUACGCAGACUCAAACCCGGUGGUCCUGACGCACCGGCUGGGCCCGCUAACGUCACCCCCGAUCGAGCGAUCGUCACCCAUGUGCCUCUCUCUCCAGGAGAUUCUGAUUGUCGGAAACUGCGCCGACCAGGUCAAGUUCAGCGAACUCUCCGUGGACAUGUUCAGAAUGCUCCAGACCCUCGAACGGGAGCCUCGCGAUGAUCCUACGCACAUUCACGACGCCUCUCCUGCGGGCCGAAUGCCCUUCCGACCUGGGCCCUAUCCUGGUCCAGAAAACGGGAUGCCCAGAAGGGAUAAUCCUCACAAGUACCUGCUUUAUAAGCCGACCUACAGCCAGGUUCAGGUUUUCCUCGCCAGUGGCUUCAAGGAGUUGCCGGCUAAUGGAGCGCUUUUGCUUUAUUUGUCUGCUGAUGGUUGCUUUUCUACUGUUAAACAUCCCGAAGAGAUGGGUUACGACCUGGGAGGCGUGUCAACUAGCAGCAAGCGUGAUCCGGAGCACGGAAAGAGGCCUAGCGGUGGUAAGGAGCCCCACUGCCUCUACCCCGGCGACCUGUACCCGUUCACGAGGAAGCCGCUGUUCGUGGUGGUCGACUCGGACAACAGCUACGUGUUCCAACAGAUUCCGAGAUACUUCGGGCAGCCGCUCAUGGUGCUGAUGUCGCCCCAGGAAACGCCCUCGACCCUCCGGGACCUGCGCCACGGAGGGAGUCUCUUCACCCUGUUUCUUCACUCUCCUCUUGCCGCCUUCUGCCUUAUAUGCAACGUCGGUAGCCUCGCCGUUCAUCACUGGGAACGCUGCCAGAGCUACGUCGAAAGAUUCCUCGUUGAGGCCAGCCGACUCGUUAUUCGUUCCAGAUGCGAAAGCAGCAUACUCCAAUUUUUCGGUGACGACUUUCUUCGACUGCUGGUAGUGCGGUACGUAUUCUGCGACGUGGUGCUGCACCUCCACAGAUCUUUCCGCGGACGUCACCAGCGGCCUUGCUGCCAUCCGCAGCUUCCGGAGGCGGACGUUCUCCAGCAUCCGACUCUCCAACACAUAGUUCUGGACCUGGCCGGGUGUCUCGAUGCUCGCGAUCACUUUUUGGACAGCAAUGAACUAGCCUGA